Patiria miniata (bat star) is the source of this 1283-nucleotide messenger RNA. Its product is annotated as choline/ethanolaminephosphotransferase 1-like. NCBI's taxonomy places the organism in Eukaryota, Metazoa, Echinodermata, Asteroidea, Valvatida, Asterinidae. Gene Ontology annotation, molecular function: ethanolaminephosphotransferase activity; diacylglycerol cholinephosphotransferase activity. The record is from RefSeq and is a predicted model, not a curated record. The coding region runs from base 154 to 1074 and encodes 306 amino acids. Gene Ontology annotation, cellular component: endoplasmic reticulum membrane; Golgi apparatus. Gene Ontology annotation, biological process: phosphatidylethanolamine biosynthetic process. The transcript is spliced from 8 exons.
UCGAAUUGGGGAUAUGAAUGCAGCGCAGCGGACGAUGUUAUGGUGUUGCAGUAAAAUUAAAUAGUGUGGCGCUGUUUAGUGUACAAGUUGUAAUCAACGAGUGUUCAUGUAUCUACUGAAGAGGUUGGCGGGUUUUGCUGAGAUGUCGCGUCAAUGGGCAAAAAUAGGAAACAAGUUGGAGGCGUUUGGUGGUGGAGUCGCACUGGAGGGGAAGCCCAUGCAGACGCUGACGGUUGUAUGACACCUGCUGUAAGCAAGUCAUCUAGAUUUCCGCCUUGCGGCAACGACACAUUUUGUCUCUCUGGUUGUUUAAAAAAAAAAAACCUGACGAUGUUUUCCGACGAGAUCCGUACAGAGGAGCAAAUUAAUCACCUCAAUCGUCAUGAGUACACUCGCACUGGCCGCACGUUUGUGGAGCCCUUUAUGGAACCAUAUUGGUGGUGGCCCGUGGCCGACUUGGUUCCAAGGACCAUCAAUGCUAACGUUAUAUCAGUCUUUGGUGUGAUUCUUAACAUCAUCAGCACAGUGGUACUCAUGUACUAUGCUCCGACUGCAACUGAAGAGGCUCCACGCUGGGCGUACUCACUGGCUGGCGUGAACAUCUUUCUCUUCCAAACCUGCGACUCUGUGGACGGGCGGCAGUGUUUGAGGUACAAGACAAAGCUGAAUUGGCAUCUGCAGCUUGCUGAACUAUUCGACCAUGCUUGCGACUCGAUCACCAAAGUGUGUGUCACCAUUGAAUUUGGUAUCUGCAUGAAGAUAGGCGGUCGGCCAGAACUCUUUGUACCGUUUAUGCUGACGGCAAUGUUCAUGUUUUUCACGGCACACUGGCAGACCUACAUCUCUGGAUUGGUGCGAUUUACCACGUUUGAUGUACUUGAAGCUCAGCAAGCUCUGUGCUUUGGCUAUCUGGCUACAGCCGUCAUGGGCCCAGAUAUCUGGGCCAAAAAGGCAUUUGCGUUGGAGUGGAGGGAGCUGAUAAUAAUUGCAACAGCGAUGUCGAGCAUUUUAAAGUUUUUCAACCAAGCUGCCUUUGUUUGGGGACGGGGCCACCGUGUCACAGUUGCUGUGUAAGUGCUCAGUCUAGCAGCUUUCCGAGUUAGAGCCUGCAAACUACGAAAGAAUACAGUACUUCUAGAGGUACACUCUUAUCUUGUUAGGGAUUAUAAAGCCACUGUUUGGACAAAGGAUUAAGAUAGAUUAGAGGGCUGGCCAGUUUACAGUUUGAUUGACUGUUUUCCCUCAGAAGUUUCUAGCGGAGGUUACCCGCAAUUCUACAAAUU